This is a messenger RNA of Lasiodiplodia theobromae, 1314 nucleotides long. RefSeq lists its product as uncharacterized. The record is from RefSeq and is a predicted model, not a curated record. NCBI's taxonomy places the organism in Eukaryota, Fungi, Ascomycota, Dothideomycetes, Botryosphaeriales, Botryosphaeriaceae. The coding region runs from base 1 to 1314 and encodes 437 amino acids. Gene Ontology annotation, cellular component: U2-type post-mRNA release spliceosomal complex. The transcript has 2 exons. Gene Ontology annotation, biological process: spliceosomal complex disassembly.
AUGAGGAAAUCCUUCGGCGGGCGGCGCGUCCCGCGCAAGAUCGGCCAGGACGAGGACGAGGACGCUGGCGCCACCAGCUCUGGCACCGAUGCAGGCCCCCAAACACCAGCAGAACCCAUAGUAAAGCGACCAACUACCUCGAAGACCAAGAAACGGUCCUCUCUCCGCCUAUCGUUCGGCCCUGGUGAAAGUGGUACCGAAGGUGAUGACGACAGCGGUGCCGUCUUCACGCCCAAGAAGUCCAAUCUUAGCAGAAUAGCGGCGGAGAAGAACGCCGAGCGCAAAGGUUUCCGCGCCUCGUUGUCGUCAGGCCAAUUGCCUGCACGGAGAGAGGUCGCAGAUGAACGACCUUCCUACACCAAGGAAGCGCUAGCGGAGCUGCGCGACUCGCAGCCGUCCACGCCAAAGCCCAGCGCGGAUGAGGAGGAUGAACCAGAGGGGAAGGAGGUGGACGUUGCUGCCAAGUUCGGGCCGCUGACGAGCUUGAAGUCAUCCUCCGCCAUCCCUACUGACGCGGAAAUCCAGGAGAAGAAAGAACGCAGACGACGGUUAGCUCAGGAGCAGGGGUAUAUGUCGCUGGAUGGCGACGACGAUAGAGACAGGACCGUAUAUGAUGACGACAAUGCGUACGACAGCGAUGACCUUGAUCGGCCGCGUGACGUUGCUAUCCGGACCUCUUUCAAGGAGAAAUACCCUGAAGGCCGUUUGGUGCACGAGGAUGAGGAUGUGGCAGAAGGCUUCGACGACUUUGUGGAAGAUGGUCGCAUUUCGCUUGGCCGCAAGGCAGAACGAGAGGCCGCACGUAAGCGCCGUGAAGAGAUGGCUAGCAUGAUUGCAGAUGCUGAGGGUGGUGGUUCUGGAGACGACGGGUCCGACGAUUCGGAGGCUGAGCGCAAUGCUGUCUAUGAAGCUGCGCAAACGAAGGCUGGCACGUACGGAUCACGAGACAAGAACGCAGACGAUCCGCAGCGCCCUCGGACACCACCAAAGAUUUCAUCGAUACCGGAGCUGGGAGGGGUACUAGCGCGUCUACGGGCCUCGUUGAAGGAACAGGAGGAGCUCAAAGCGGCAAAGGUUAGGAGGAUGGGGGAACUGGCGAGAGAAAAAGCGGACAUUGCCUCUCAGGAGUCCUGGAUACAAAGCCAGCUGAAGAUUGCGGGAGAGAAAUACGAGAAGCUGAGAAUCGAAGCUGGCGGAGCUGGUGGAGCGGCAACGCCAGUGAACGGAGUUGAUAGCGCGGCGGCAAGUGAGAGGGGCUUGGAUAGUCUUGGAGGUACACCGGCUCCUGUUGGAAGUGACGAGGAUGCUGCGUGA